This is a messenger RNA of Suillus paluster, 407 nucleotides long. RefSeq lists its product as uncharacterized. Bases 126 to 341 code for a protein of 71 amino acids. Gene Ontology annotation, biological process: protein insertion into mitochondrial outer membrane; mitochondrial outer membrane translocase complex assembly. Gene Ontology annotation, cellular component: mitochondrial outer membrane. The record is from RefSeq and is a predicted model, not a curated record. The transcript has a single exon. Lineage: Eukaryota; Fungi; Basidiomycota; Agaricomycetes; Boletales; Suillaceae.
ACAUCAAAGUUGGCAAACACUGAACUACUUCAUUUGGAGACUAUUCUGUUAGACUACUUACUGACACCUACUACAAGAACCGAACUAGUACUCCUCAGCCAGACUAAAGGCUGCACAUUUGCCAUAUGCCGCGCUCGGACCCUUCUCUAGACUCCUCAUCUGACUUGUCAUAUGACUCUGAUGAAGACUACCGUUUAGCCCAGAAAGAGUGGAACGAGAGUUUAGAAGAGCUUCAGCAGCUCGCACUCGUAUUACUACUGCCAUGGGUAGGCAAGUACUUUGGCAGGAGAUGUAGUUAUUGGUGUAUGUACAUUACAACGCAUCAUGUCUGUCUCUACUAACAGAUGCAUCCUGCAGUGUACGAUCGCUACACGCGUAUCGGUCUCGGCAAGUCGUUUUUCAUGGGC